ACAUAAACAUUGAUCGGAGAAGAAGAUACCAUCAAAAUGGAGAUGACAAUGGUGGGUUUGGAUGGAGGAGCCACUACUGGAACUCAUAACAAAGUCAAUAAAUAUGCUUUGGCAUGUGCUAUUGUUGGCUCCAUUAUAUCUAUCAUCUUUGGUUAUGAUACGGGUGUUAUGAGUGGAGCAAUGAUAUUCAUUAAAGAAGAGAUGAAAAUCAAUGAUGUUCAAGUGGAAGUUCUAGCCGGAAUUUUGAACCUGUGCGCACUGGUGGGAUCGUUGACGGCAGGAAGAACCUCCGACAUAAUUGGUCGCCGGUACACGAUUGUUUUAGCAUCGGUGAUCUUCAUGAUUGGCGCUUCUCUGAUGGGGUACGGCCCAAACUACGCAAUCUUGAUGGUCGGGAGGUGUAUAACCGGCGUUGGAGUUGGUUUUGCGUUAAUGAUUGCCCCUGUAUACGCUGCAGAAAUUUCAGCUCCAUCAUCGAGAGGAUUUCUCACUUCUUUACCAGAGUUCUGCAUUAGCUUCGGCAUUUUGACGGGCUAUGUCUCAAAUUACUGCUUCGGAAAAAUGGGUGCGAAAAUUGGCUGGAGACUGAUGCUCGGAGUUGCGGCAAUUCCCUCCCUCUUCUUAGCUCUCGGAGUUUUGAGAAUGCCGGAAUCUCCCCGGUGGUUGGUGUUGCAGGGACGACUGAAAGACGCCAGAGAAGUUCUGUCGAAAGUGUCGAAUACAGAGGAAGAAGCAGUGGUUCGAUUCAGAGACAUUAAACUCGCGGCUGGAGUCCCCGAAGAUUGUGAGCAGGACGUCGUGAAAAUGCACCGAAAAACUCACGGCGAGGGGGUAUGGAAAGAGCUAUUGUCUCCAACGGUCACCGUGCGUUGGAUUCUGGCGGCGGCGAUUGGGCUGCAUUUCUUCCAACACGCUACAGGUAUUGAAGCGGUUGUAUUAUAUAGCCCUAGAAUUUUCAAGAAAGCCGGGAUCACAAGCAAGGACAAGCUGUUGCUGGCGACUGUCGGUGUUGGAGUGAUCAAAACGUCGUUCAUCCUCGUCGCCACGUUCUUACUUGACAAAGUCGGAAGAAGGCGGAUACUAUUCACAAGCAUAGCGGGGAUGGCGGUUGCACACUCAAUGUUAGGAUUUGGUUUAACGAUGGUGGAAGAUUCAAAUGGGGGAUUGCCUUGGGCGUUAAUUCUCAGCAUAAUCUCCGUUUAUAUGUACGUGGCCUUAUACUCGAUUGGAAUGGCGCCGGUUACAUGGGUAUACAGUACUGAAAUCUUUCCGUUGAAAUUGAGGGCACAAGGACUGAGUAUCGGGGUUGCGGUGAACAGAUUGAUGAAUGCAGCUAUUUCGACGAGUUUCAUUUCGAUCUACGAAGCUAUUACAAUCGGUGGGACUUUCUUCAUGUUCGCGGGAAUCUCUGUAAUCGCUCUAAUUUACUUCUAUUUCUUCUUGCCGGAGACGAAAGGGAAGUCGUUGGAAGAGAUUGAAAAGUUAUUCGGCCCUCCUUUAUCUAGGGAAGACGAUAGAGCAAGAGACGACGUGUAGUUUUGAAGCCACACAAAGAAGUAAACGACAUGUAGGCCAACUGAAAGAAUGUCGGUCCUUAACUAUGUAAUUUGAGAAUUGUAAAUUAAGACAGAUUUCUCAAACUAUGAUCGUUUAAUCUUUACUCGGCAAUAUUUCAAUCAAAUAUGGCUUUUACCA
This is a messenger RNA of Cucumis sativus (cucumber), 1695 nucleotides long. Its product is annotated as probable polyol transporter 6. Gene Ontology annotation, cellular component: membrane. The transcript is spliced from 2 exons. NCBI's taxonomy places the organism in Eukaryota, Viridiplantae, Streptophyta, Magnoliopsida, Cucurbitales, Cucurbitaceae. Gene Ontology annotation, molecular function: carbohydrate transmembrane transporter activity. Gene Ontology annotation, biological process: transmembrane transport. The record is from RefSeq and is a predicted model, not a curated record. The coding region runs from base 37 to 1536 and encodes 499 amino acids.